CGCCUCGUCAAGUUCGCUCUGCCUCCUUUCUCUCUGGUCCGCGUCAGUCCUCCGUCUCCCAUAUCGAUCGAAGCUCAAAUCUCCACACAAUGGCCUCUAUCGACCUCCCCCCAGAGCUCCCCACAGCAACCAAGACCCUAACAGCCCAGUGCUACUGCAAAGCCACCCACUUUACCAUCACAGUCCCCUCCUCCGCCCUCCCCCUCCCCGUCCACCUCUGCCACUGCUCCAUCUGCCGCCAAACCCACGGCACCCUCUCCAGCUUCCACGCGCCCCUCCCCGCAGGCAUCGAGCCGACCUUCAUCCCCCCCUCCUCCCUCGCAGCCUCCCUAACCGGCUACCUGCACUCCCCCUCCGCCCUCAGCACCCGCUACUUCUGCCGCACCUGCGGCUGCCACGUCGGCGACGCGGACACCGAACCGGACCCGCACACGGGCAAGGCGGAGUGGCGCGUCGCGACCUCUGUCUUCGACUCCCAGGAGCACUUCGUGAUCCGCUCGCACGUCUACACGCGCGGCCACGGCACCGGCCUGCACGACUGGCUGCCGCGCCUGGGCGGCGAGGAGGCCGUGCGCGUCUGGAACCCCGACCGCGACGAGAUCCCGUCGGGCCCGCCGCCGCGGGCGGAGUCCGACGCCGAGGGGAACGAGCGCCUGCGCGCCGAGUGUCGGUGCGGCGGGGUGUCGUUUACGAUUCCGCGGCCGAAUGCGCCGGGGGUGGAGGCGGCGAGGGAGUUUGUGAGCCCGACGCAUGCUGACAGGUGGGUCGCGACGUUGGACUUGUGUGAUGAUUGCAGGCUCGUGGGCGGGGCGCAUGUUACGGGGUGGAUGUUUGUGCCCGGUGCAGUGACGGAGCCGAGGAUCGGGAUCGGGGGACCGCAGGGGUUGGAGGUGGGGGAUGGGACGCUGCGGACGUUUCGGUCGAGUGAGGGGAUCGCCAGGGGGUUCUGUGGGGUGUGUGGGGCGACGGUGUUGUUUGCUUGCGAGGAGCGGGCUGGGGUUGUGGAUGUUGCGGUUGGGGUGUUGAGGGCGCCGGAGGGGGUUGCGGCUGAGGGGUGGCUUACAUGGAGGACGGGGCGGGUGGGUUAUUAUGAGAGCGGGGAGAGGUAUGAUCCGGUGUUUGCGAAGGCGUUGAAGGAGGGAUUUGAGGAGUGGGGGGUGAAGACGUAUGGGGAGUUGCUGGAUUUCAAGAUUGGGUGAGAUCAGGAGCAGCCUGGAUAUCUAUUGAUUGAUUAUUUGUCAAGGCUUCAAAUUGCUCAUUCCCAGCAGAUCAUUCUUCGUAACACUGUUCUAUCAUAAACAGCAGCUGAGCCGACUUGCAACUAA
Molecule: messenger RNA, 1325 nt
Organism: Phialemonium atrogriseum
Lineage: Eukaryota; Fungi; Ascomycota; Sordariomycetes; Cephalothecales; Cephalothecaceae
Product: Mss4-like protein
Exons: 1
Coding region: 90-1199 (369 amino acids)
Molecular function (GO): carbon-sulfur lyase activity
Source: RefSeq, a predicted model, not a curated record